CGCUACAGGUGAUUGGAUGGAGACAAUUAAUGAUUUUAAAGAAAAAUGGCAGUUCCCUAACUGUUACGGAGCUAUGGAUGGAAAACAUGUUUUAAUGCAGGGACAACCUGAUACUGGAUCGGAUUACUACAACUACAAACACUUCCACAGCAUUGUUCUUCUAGCAAUGUGCAAUGCCAACUACAUGUUCACAAUGGUGGAUGUUGGAGGUAAAGGUCGUCAAAGUGAUGGAGGUGUUUUUAAAAAUUCUACAUUUUUCCAAGCACUUAGAGAAAAUCGGUUGAAUAUACCACCUCCAAUGCCUCUAUAUGCUGAUGGUCCUAAUAUGCCACUAGUCUUCAUUGCUGACGCUGCGUUUGAGAUUUACAUUGUUUAACACCGUACAAAGGAGCGACGACUGGAAAUCUGUCAAUCGACAAAAAUAUUUUUAAUUACAGACUAAGUAGAGCUCGUCGAACAAUUGAGAAUGCAUUUGGUAUUUUAGUUGCGGUUUGGAGAAUCUUCCGUACACCAAUCAUGGCUAAUUUGAGUGUGGUAAAAUUGAUUGUACUGGCAACAGUGUGUUUGCACAAUUUUAUAAUAAAAGAAGAGAAAAAGUUACCACAAGACAUGCGACAUUAUUGUCCCGUAAAUAUCGACGAACAAAUCAGUAGUGAAAUUGACAAUAGUGCUUUGCAGCCUUUAGUUAUACCUCAAUCGGCGGCUGCUAAAAAGAAUUUGGCUAAAAAUAUAAAAAAUCAUUUUAAAGAUUAUUUUAUGGGUCCAGGGAAAGUGUCAUGGCAGGAAAGAGCUGUUUACGAAGAGUAAUCAGUUUGUUCUGGUAAUGAUUUUUUAUGUGAUAACAUGUUAUGAAAAUACGUUUUUAAUGUCUGUCUCUUAGUUUCAUGAUUGUCGGCUUAAAUUGUAACUUUAGGAUGUAUGAAGGAAAU
Leptopilina heterotoma is the source of this 929-nucleotide messenger RNA. RefSeq lists its product as uncharacterized. The coding region runs from base 17 to 376 and encodes 119 amino acids. NCBI's taxonomy places the organism in Eukaryota, Metazoa, Arthropoda, Insecta, Hymenoptera, Figitidae. The record is from RefSeq and is a predicted model, not a curated record. The transcript has 2 exons.